AUGUUCUCUCACAAGAGCGCACGUGAUCAAGCGAUCGUGACCCCACUUCCGCCUAAAGCGAAAAAAAUCGACACAGAUAUCAUCAAGAAAUCUUCUGGGAAUUCAGAAUCGAAUGACGAAGCUGGUCGUGAUGAUAUACCAUUACUAAAACCCAAUACACUGACUGAGGAAAUGCCCAAGGUUGUUGAAGAAGAGAUGAUUGUUGUUGUUCUUCCAUCGAGAUCCUCAUCGUAUCGGUCGAUGAGCUGCUUGUGGGUUCAUUACAACAAGACCGAUAUGUUUGUUAGGCAGCAAGACCGCUUUCUGCUGUUCUUCCGCUGCUUGAUGGGAUCAUUGGGCACUACAAUGGCAUUUUAUGCUAUGUCAAAUAUGCCGCUAACUGACGCUAUCGUUAUCAUAUUUACAUCACCAAUUUUUACGUUUUUUUUGGCGGCUAUCGUACUUGGAGAAGCCAUCGAUUAUGUCGAUUUUUUUGGUGGAAUCACCUCUUUUGUCGGUGUGCUUUUCGUGACGAGGCCAGCAAUUUUGUUCCCAUCGCAAGAUCUAGAAAGUAGCCCACCGAUGUUAGCAAUCCUUUGUGCUGUGGGUUCAUCCAUUUCACAAGCCAUUAUAUACAUUUCUAUGCGGAAGAUGAAAAAUCUGGAUAGUGUGCUUGUGAUUCACUACUUUCUCAUGUUUGGGGCUUUUUAUUCUACCUUUAUAGUCUGGGCUCUCGGAGUGAAAUUCGAGCUGCCAACAGACCCACGAUUCCUUGUCUCCAUCGUUUGUUGCGCCUUCUUCUCGCUAAUGGGGCAGUGGUUUCUCACCAAAGGCUUCCAAACUGUUAACGCGGGAAUCGCAUCGGUCAUGCGCUAUUUUGACGUGGUUUUUGUCAUGUGUCUUGAUGCUUUGGUUCUCGGCGAGUCCAUUAACUUUUACAGUAUGAUUGGAGCCGCCAUUAUCAUAAGCGGUGCCUCCGUCAUCGUCAUGCGCCAGACUGCAUUAAAAAAAUGA
This is a messenger RNA of Plasmopara halstedii, 993 nucleotides long. Its product is annotated as drug metabolite transporter superfamily. The record is from RefSeq and is a predicted model, not a curated record. Gene Ontology annotation, cellular component: membrane. The transcript is spliced from 6 exons. Lineage: Eukaryota; Oomycota; Peronosporomycetes; Peronosporales; Peronosporaceae. The coding region runs from base 1 to 993 and encodes 330 amino acids.